Molecule: messenger RNA, 4236 nt
Organism: Parasteatoda tepidariorum (common house spider)
Lineage: Eukaryota; Metazoa; Arthropoda; Arachnida; Araneae; Theridiidae
Source: RefSeq, a predicted model, not a curated record
UGAUUUCGAGAUCGUGAGUGAGUGAACUUCUGGUUUAUUAUUUGAAUAAGAAUUUUUUACUUGCUGAUUGCGUUAAUAUUUAUAAUCUAUUUGAUUAAUCAAAGAGAGUGUUGUUAUGAAUUGGUUAUUUUUAAGCAUAUAACAUAAUAUUUUUAAAAAUUAUUUUAUUGCUUUCAGUUUUAGAUUGAAAAUGUCAAGUUUAAAUGUUUUCCACUCCAGAGAAGCGAUUCGUGUCAAAGUUAAAAAAUGUGAAGGACUGCUUGCUCCUGAGUAUAGAAGAUUCAGUGUUGAUCCACAAAUUACUUCUUUUGAAGUUUUGCAGAGUUUAUUAGCUCGUGCAUUUGAUAUUAAAGGUGAAUUCUCUAUAAGCUAUUAUGCUAGAGAUGAGGAGGGUAAAGAUACUUAUCUGUCUUUAUUAUCUGACUGGGAUUUAGAUGCUGCAUUUUUAGGAUCUUCUGAUCCAUGUUUACAGUUGAAAGUAGAUUUAAAACCCUUUGAAGAAGGCUUAGAAGACUGGGAUGUCGUGGCACCCAAUGACAUAAAUCGCAGCAACAAUACAGGCUUCAUAUUGGAUCGAUCUUCGAUUACUGGUACAAUUCUUAAUCAUGUGGAGAAGACAUUUAAUAUGGUCCAGAGAGCUUUAAAUCUUUCUGAUGGAGAUAGUGAAGUUGAAAGUUUCAAACCAGUGAAGCAGCCAAUGGUAGACUCAGAAUUUCAUAUAUACUUAGAUGGAGAGGGACGUUUAGUGAAGCCCAGGGAGCUGCGACUAUCAGUUUAUCAAAGAGGGAUUGAUCCUUCAUUAAGAAAGGUAGUUUGGAAACAUAUUUUGAAUGUCUAUCCUUAUGGUUUGUCAGGUAAAGAAAGAAUUGCAUACAUGAAGCAACGUUCUUUAGAGUAUCAAAAAUUAAGACAAACAUGGCAAGACAUGAUUGCUAAUGGAAAUUUGACUGAGGAAAUUCAAUAUGUGACAAAUAUGGUUAGAAAAGAUGUUCUACGUACAGAUCGCACUCAUAGAUUUUAUGCUGGUUCAGAUGACAACAAAAAUGUUGUUUCGCUUUUUAAUAUUUUGACAACAUACGCAUUGAAUCACCCUAGUGUAUCUUAUUGUCAGGGUAUGAGUGAUUUAGCAUCCCCUAUUUUAGUAACUAUGAAAGAUGAGGCGCAUGCUUAUACUUGCUUCUGUGCUUUAAUGCAAAGACUGAAACCUAAUUUUCAUCUAGAUGGCAAAGCAAUGACAGCUAAUUUUCAACAGUUAACUGAACUUCUUGAACAUUAUGAUCCUCAUUUUUUUGAAUAUCUUAAAACUCAAGGAGCUGAUGAUCUUUUAUUUUGUUAUCGUUGGUUGUUAUUGGAACUGAAAAGAGAAUUUGCGUUUGAUGAUGCCUUGUCUAUGUUAGAAGUAUUGUGGAGUUCUAUUCCUCCCUCACCUCCUGAGAAAGAAUUAUCAAUGUAUGAAGAACUUUUUUCUUCGAAUACAUUUCGCCCUCAAUCUCCUCGAAUACACAGUAGAGAAAAUCCAUACACAAAAGUACGCGCAAUUAGAAAACAAAAUUCUGCUUCAUCAAUUCGGGGCUUAAUCAAAAGUAAUAGUAGAGAACUUGAAGAAUCAAAUGAAGAAAAGCAUGUUGAAUAUUCUCCCAAUGGAGAUGUAGAAGUCAACCCCCCAUGCACAUCCCAAGAAGAAAGCACAUUAUCACUAAGUCGUAAAAAUAGUGUUACAGAUAUAAGUACAGAUGAUUCUCAAGAUUAUUUGCCAAUGACUACAUCAAUGACUCGAGAAUUAAGGAUGGAACUAGAAAAUUUAAACAGACAGCUUCCUGGUUCAUUUCUUCAUAGAUCAAUUACCAUUGAUUCUGAGGACUUAGACUCUCCCCGUUCACCAGAUUGUUUUGAUUCAAAUAGGGAAAAUUUGAGACAUUCUCAAUAUACUAACAAUAUUGAUUUAGCUGUCACUGAUGAAGCUGCUGAAAGUUGGACAAGUGAUGAUUUAUCUGGUAUUGACCAGAUUUGUAGAGUGGGCUCUAGAAAAGGUCAAAAGCACCCAGAAUAUUUACAUUUAAAUGGUAGUGAAGGAGGUGAGGAUUCCAAUUACUGCUGUACUCCAGAUGAACAAUUUGAUUUAGAUCUUGACAUUCAAACCAAAUCUAAUUCUGAUAUUCCUUGUAAUGGAGAAAUUUUAGAAAAUGAAGAAUCUGAAGAUAAAGAUGGUUGUGCCUGCCACUUAAAAUCAGUUAUUCCUAUUAGACUUGUUCAUAGCCCAGGUAUUGAUAACAGAUUUCAAAGACAUGACAGUGAUAGCUCUGAUUCACUUUCUGAAAGUUGCCCUGGAAGAAUUGAAAGUGAUCAAGAAACUUUGCCUUUAAAUAGUCAAAAUUCCACUUACAUACCUAAAUCUAGUUUAUCUAAAGAAUGUAGUGAAAAGUUCAAUAAGAGAAAAACUAGUGGCAUUUUUCAAGAUUCUAGUGAUGCUAUGACAAAUUCUUGCAUUGAAGCUCUGGAAUAUAGUGGAAAGUGUCAAAAAGUUUCUCUUCCUCCACCAUAUGAACUUGGAGGAGGCAAUCCUUUCAUGUUGUUUUUGUGCCUCACACUUUUACUUCAACAUCGUGAUGUAAUAAUGAAAAGUCGAAUGGAUUAUAAUGAGUUAGCAAUGCAUUUUGAUAAAAUGGUGCGUAAGCAUAAUGUUCAUCGAGUCUUGCACCAAGCUAGAUCUAUGUUUAGAGAAUAUUUGCAAAUGAGUUGUCAAGAAAAGGACUCUGAUCCAUAUGUUUGAUAUUUCAAUAAAAAUCUGUAGAUGUAAAACAAAUCAGUAUUACACCUAUGAUUACAUGGAUUUAGGCGGUGCAUUCCAAAUAAAUGCAAUUUUUACAGUAAACUUAAACUGUUAAGAAAUACGAAUUUAUUUUACAUGAUGCUACAAAAAACAUUUUCCCUCUUUUAAAUUGUAGAUAUUAAGUUUGUUACUAUUAUGAAAUAAAUUAUCUAAUUACUGAGGGUGUUACUUAAAGGAUAUCAGAAUAAAAACAAUUAAUUAAAAAUUGGUAUUUAAACAAAAAAGAAUUUAAAUAAGGAUUUUCAGGGAUUUGUUUACUCUAAAACAGAUUUAUACAAAUUCUUUAAUUUCAUUUUUUGAGUUAAAAAAUUUAAAUUAACUCUCUUUUGUAUUGCUAAGAUUUUUGAUUGAGUAAAAGCAUUUUAAAUACCAAUUUUAUAUGUUAGUCAUUUCAAUCCAAUGUGUUAUCAUUAUAAAAUAAACUUGUCACAUUCUGUAUUAAGGGGAUGAUAUUUAAAUAAAAGCAAGUCAUUAAAUUUGUAUUCUAAAGAAAAAAAAAUCCUCUGUGUAAAAAAAACAUUUAGAGGAAUUCUGAACAAGUUUAGUAGUUAAGUAGCACAUUUAACUGUACUUAAUCUUUUAAUUUCAUCAUCCUACUUGUGAAAUGCUUUCCAUGUCUAUAAUGAAAAUGUUUGUAUUCUAUUUAUUCAAAUUAUAUUGUUCAUUAACUAUUUUUUUAACAUUAAUUAUUCAAAUUAUAUGAUUUACAUUUAUUUACAAGUCCUCCUUUUACUUGUUUAUCUAGUCACAAUUUUAUAUAUAUGCUCUAGUUUUGUUUCUUCACUUAAAACCUUAAAAAUAUUGAAGCAUUUAUUUUAUCUAUGUUACAAAUAGUGUCUGUAAAUAUACUAUUGGUUAACAAUAUAAGAUUCUUUGUAACUCUUGUAUUUCAAUUAUCUUGAUUAAGGUGCCUGAAACAUAAUUUUUUAUUAACAUUUUCUACCAAAUUAUCAUCAGGGAUAGCAGAUGCAACAAAAUUCCAUAAAGGCAGGAAUAAAAGAGAAACAUGUUGAAACUAAUUGUUAAUACACCCAUAAAAGUGCAAUCUUAAUAACUGCAUCCACAAGCUCCCAUGCUCCAACAUUCUAUUCUAAAUGCUAAACAUUUAAAUCCAGUUUAGUGGUAAAUUAACUGAGUCUACUCUUAAGGUAAGAUGCUUGAAUUAUCCACAUUAGAUUUAAAUCCUUGUCCUUUUAAUUGCAUAUAAAGAUAUGUUUAAUGCAAAAACUGCAUGCAGUCUUUUUUUUGUGUGUGUGUGUAUUUAGUUAAUAUUGUGAGAAAUCUUGUUUGCGUUUGGCAACUUAAUAGUGUAUUAUUACAAAGGUUGUUAAUUUAGGGAACUAAGGUAAAUGAAGAAUACUAUCUUAAAUUGGAUAGCAAUUCUGAAGACCGAAAAAAAUUUAUUU